Molecule: messenger RNA, 1128 nt
Organism: Fusarium verticillioides 7600
Lineage: Eukaryota; Fungi; Ascomycota; Sordariomycetes; Hypocreales; Nectriaceae
Exons: 4
Coding region: 388-972 (194 amino acids)
Source: RefSeq, a predicted model, not a curated record
ACCUCAGCCUCCAGCUUGAUCAGGAAGCCUUUUCGCGGUCGGUGUGAUGAGAAACACCGCAAUAUUUGCUCUCAACCUUGUAAUGUCACGAUAUUUGGACCUUCACGCGGUGACAGAGCAAGAAGGCUAAACCAUCUGGGGACUGCUUCACCUUCAUCUAAGCGCCCAGCGACGAGAGCUUCUCUGAUGGAUGUGCGCUCAUUCCCUUUUUGAUACUGCCUGUUUGUCUUGAAGACCCGAAGACUAUCUUUUAGCCAUGGGACAGAAUCUAUAAAAGCUACAAGAAUCCCCGACCUGGACAACAAAACCAUCCUCAUCAAGCUCACCAGAUCUCAAGAACCAACAACAACAACAAACACUCUUCCAACAAACUCCAAGCUCAUCACAAUGGCUUCCACUCUCGCCUUCCCUCAGCAACAGCAGCAGGCCCAGGCCCUGCCCAUCCAGUCCGUCAGCGCCUCCAACAUUGACAACAGCCUCCUCAGCGCUCUGGCAACCUACGUCACCACCGGCAGCCACGCCCGCAGCACCACUGAGCAAGAGAUCCAGGAGCUUGCCUCGGCUGUUGUAGCCAAGCCCGGUGGCCGAGCUCACCUCGAAUCCCUCAUCCAAUUCGACUCCUGCCCCGACCAUCAGGUCUGGAAGAACCAGGCUAAUGCCAGCGGAAAGAUCAACAUCACCAAGACUAACCUCACCAUCGCUCUCGAGGUUGUCACUCUUGAGUUGAAGUUCGCUGCUUCUGGCGCUGGGUUCUACGUCCCCUGGAGUGGUUCCCUGAAUGCUGGCACCCUCUACUACAAUGAGUUCAGCCAACUCACUCCUGGAAAUGCCACAUUCAAGCUUUGGGUCAAGGGUCUUGACUUCUAUGUCAGCAUCUACCGCAACCAGGUCUACAUCGGAAACUUCUUCUAUCCCAACAUCGGCUUUGUUUUCCCUCCCGGUACCAUCGAUCUCAACGGUACUAUUGCCUGAGUGCAACACUAGCCUCGUCAAUUUGGCAGAUGAUCCUCCUGGAUCAGAAGCUUCGAAGUGUUGAUCAUUUCUGCUCGUUUCCUUUGUUAUCUUGUUUUUAGCUAGCUAGUUCGCUCCUUAGUUUGCAAUAUCACUCCCGGGCCCUAAUCAGCGAAU